AUGGACAUGACCACCGAGCAGCCUCCAGACUACGCGACCCCCACUCAGCACUCAGUCUACGUAACCCCCUCAGUCUCCGCGACCCCCACGCAGCAUCCGAACUACGCGAUCAGUCAGUCGGUUGUGCUGCAUGAACUCUUUCUAAGAGCAGCGAAGACCAAUCCACCAAAAGUACUUCCGGCCAUACUUUGGAUCACCCUUUGUCUCGAAUGUAUUGCUGCAAUCUUAUAUGUCGCAAGUGCCGUACCAACAAUCAGAAAAGAAGGGUUUUGGCUUUUCAAAACGGAAGCCAACGGAAUGGUACGUCCAAACAUUCGGGUAAUAAUACCCAUGUGCGUGGUUCUAUACGUGAUGUGCGAUACCUCGACAUUGUUUUUCCUGUUGAUGGACUUAAAGUCGAAUGCUCCGAUCUCGACAGCCACCUGUGGCUUGGGGUUGAUCACAUAUCCCCUUUUGGUCUUUACGGGAUGGACAAAAAUAUGGAAUGUCCUCCGGGCUGUCCCAUUAAACAGAUACGGACUCACGACAGCAAGGCAAGGAAAUGGAGAGUUCAAUGCAACGUACUUCAGACCCAGUACCAUCAAUCUUAUGUCGGCUUUAUUUUACGGGUUUCCCCUAAUUUAUGGUGCCGCUCCGAUCUGCUUGGUAAUCAAGGAAUUGUGGCAAAUCAAUUUUACCUUUAAAGAAUACAACCGAAACUACUCCGCCAUCAUCAGUGGCAAUAUCGACAAUGAAUCAAUAGCCAAAUUAAACAUCGAAGCACUAAACCAGAUGGCCAGCAUGUUUCACGGCGGCGAGAAAGUGCUAUUCCUCGCCCGGAUAAUCGCUGCUGGCUUUCUCUUAUAUCUCGUCCUUUCAUUUUCUAUCAUGUUGUUUGGCUAUAUCCGCAUCUUGCAGGCUGUUCGAUUCCAAAUUGCAACUUUUAGGCAGUCAUAUGAACAACGCAUGCCUUUUGCCAUCGGUAAUGAGGCACUAGAGACCGCUUCCGCUCCGAGUAUCCGAUCGAUAUCGAUUUCUUACCUAACGUCUUCCUGCGACUCCUCAGAACACAAAAAACGAAGUUGGAUCUCCACGAGGCUCCCAAGUUGGCUUCCUAAUUUGCGCCAAACUCCAGAUUUUCUUGAAAAGCCCCGGCGAACGCCCGUUUCGAAUGAUCCGCGUACACUUGGCUUACAAGAAUGGGAAAAUGACAAUCGAUCCCUGCUCCGCCUUCAGCUAAAAGCACUAAGGAGAUACGAAGUAAAUUUGAUUUGGCAGUUGUGUUGCAACGCGUUGACAAUGUUUGGUUUCUGCGGCAUGAACAUCGUAGUUUGUUUCAAUCUUUUGGACGUCCCAACCUAUUAUUCAAUUUCAGACUUGUCGUGGUUCACUAUCACUUGGGCGAGCAUUUCUUGGGUAUGGACGAUUGGAAUACCCAUGGGCAUCGUAGUGUUUGUUGUUUCUCGAUCUCCUCCAAUUUCUGCUCUGAGGGAAAACACCGAAAGAUUGGCAGAAGAAGACGUAUAA
Messenger RNA from Puccinia triticina, 1506 nucleotides. RefSeq lists its product as uncharacterized. The record is from RefSeq and is a predicted model, not a curated record. Lineage: Eukaryota; Fungi; Basidiomycota; Pucciniomycetes; Pucciniales; Pucciniaceae. The transcript is spliced from 6 exons. The coding region runs from base 1 to 1506 and encodes 501 amino acids.